AUGUUCGUUAGAAGAUUUUCAACUAGUUUGAUUCGUGCUGGUGCAGGCGCCACAGCACUCAAAGAAAGUGUUGCCGGCGAAAAUGUUUCUGCAAUUAGUUAUGCACUAUCUUUGAACGAACCACAGCAUGUGUGGACCAAAGAACAAUUAGCGGAGAUUUAUCACACGCCAUUGAUGGAAUUGAUGCAUCAGGCACAAUUACAACAUAGGAAAUGGCAUGAUCCUACCAAGGUGCAACUGUGUACAUUGAUGAACAUCAAGGCAGGUGGAUGUUCAGAAGAUUGUAAGUAUUGUGCGCAAUCUUCACGUUACGAUACAGGUCUUAAAGCAGAGAAGAUGAUAUCUGUCGAAGAAGUGAUCAAGGAGGCACAAAUUGCCAAAGAAAAUGGGUCGACGAGAUUUUGUCUUGGUGCUGCUUGGAGAGAAAUGCGUGGUAGAAAAUCUGCAUUGAAAAGGAUUGGAGAAAUGAUUGGAAAGAUUAACGAGAUGGGGAUGGAAUCCUGCGUGACAUUGGGAAUGGUGGAUGAAACUCAAGCGAAACAGUUGAAGGACGCUGGUUUGACUGCUUAUAACCAUAACAUCGAUACCUCGAGGGAACAUUACCCAAAGGUGAUCUCUACCAGAUCAUAUGACGAUAGAUUGCAAACCAUUAAAAAUGUGCAAGAUGCAGGUAUUAAAGCUUGCACAGGUGGGAUCUUGGGUCUUGGUGAAACUGAAGAUGAUCACAUUGGGUUCGUUCACACUUUGGCAAAUAUGAGUCCACAUCCAGAAUCUUUACCUAUUAAUAGAUUAGUUUCCAUUAAAGGUACACCAAUGCAUGAGGAACUUAAGAAGGUCAGCAGUAAGAAAUUGGAAUUCGAUGAGAUCUUAAGAACCGUGGCACUAGCCAGAAUUGUAAUGCCACAAGCGAUUAUCAGAUUAGCUGCAGGUCGUUACACGAUGAAGGAAACUGAACAAUUCUUAUGCUUCAUGGCAGGUUGUAAUGCCAUCUUUGUCGGUAAAAAGAUGUUAACAACUAUGUGUACAGGCUGGGAUGAAGACAAAGCAAUGCUUUCGAAAUGGGGUCUACAACCAAUGGAAUCGUUUUCAUAUUCCGCUAAUAAGGCUCCAGCUGAGGCAGCGUGUGCCGGGGGCCAAUAA
Molecule: messenger RNA, 1140 nt
Organism: Kluyveromyces lactis
Lineage: Eukaryota; Fungi; Ascomycota; Saccharomycetes; Saccharomycetales; Saccharomycetaceae
Gene: BIO2
Product: biotin synthase
Exons: 1
Coding region: 1-1140 (379 amino acids)
Biological process (GO): biotin biosynthetic process
Cellular component (GO): mitochondrion
Molecular function (GO): 2 iron, 2 sulfur cluster binding; biotin synthase activity
Source: RefSeq, a predicted model, not a curated record